Messenger RNA from Epithele typhae, 1644 nucleotides. RefSeq lists its product as uncharacterized. NCBI's taxonomy places the organism in Eukaryota, Fungi, Basidiomycota, Agaricomycetes, Polyporales, Epitheliaceae. Bases 1 to 1644 code for a protein of 547 amino acids. The transcript is spliced from 10 exons. The record is from RefSeq and is a predicted model, not a curated record.
AUGGACCGGUUCCCUGACCUGGAGAAGGAGGAUGCGCUGGACUGUCCUCCAUCGCCACGUCGCCUCUGGGGCCUCCCACGCUCCUUGAACGCUGUGUUGCGGCUUUGUGCUAUUGUCGCGCUUGUGAUAUUUAUUUGGCUAUACACUCUAUCUGGACUGCUGAGCCUCCGCUGGCGCCCUAGUCUCAACGGUUUCCCCGAGUGUCACAGUGCAGUUGACUGGUUCGAAAGCCCCGCCAGCACAACAACCAAGAAUCCGAACUUCCGCAAGCACUACAAGGCAGUUAUCCGACUCCCCCUCGACGCGCCUCAGCUCGUCUUUCUCGCGGACGCCCCUCUUGCCUCGGGGACCUUCCAUGUCGUCCCCGAUGCGCCAUAUGGCACGACAAGCGCUAUCGUCGAGGUCGACGCUUACUACAAUGACCGUGCGGCAUUUGACGCAUUGUCGCUUUGUCGCAUAAACAAGCUCGGCAAGCACGGGCUUGGAAUUCAUACUCCUACGCCCUGGCUUGGUCCCGACGUUGACAUCGACAAGCCAUUGGAUGUAUCGGUCCGCGUCCGCGUCCCUGUGCCAAAGUCCGGCGCGGCGCUCAAGUUGAACAAGCUCACGACUCAGAUGGGUUCUUUCGGGCAGUAUCUUAACCGACUCAGAGAUGUUCACUUCGACGAAAUCGACAUCGAAGGCGUCAAUGCUUUCAUUCAGCCUGAUUUCCUGGUCGCGAACACCAUCUCCGUGAAGACAACGAAUAGGCUCCUAGUCGGCCAGUUCAAUGUGACACGAUCCCUGACGCUCCACAACGAGAAUGAGAGGGUGUCGGCGGUGGUACACGCGUUCAACGACGCAGAGCCCGGUGGAGACGCUACGAAGGUAUCGCUCCGGACGACCAACUCGUACCUGGCCGGGACCCUGCACCUCCACUCGACCGUCCCCGCCGCCGCUCCUGGCGCAUGGCCGUCUCUUGGCGGGAACUUCCACGUCGACGCCCGCGCCAACGGCGAGCACCUCUGGCUCCAAUUCCCCGCCCUCCCCCCAGACGCGCGCCUCAAGCUCGAUGCGGCCAACGGCAACUCUCCCACAGACAUCACACUCCACCCCGCCUUCGAAGGCACGUUCUCGCUCGACGCCUCGGAGGCGCCGGACGUGCGCUGGGGCGAGCGCGUGAAGGACCCGAAGGGGCUCGGGCGGACGCGCGUGGCCAACGUGAGCGAGACGGACGACGGCACGACGGAGGGCAGCGUGGAGUGGUCUCCAUGGACGCACGGGGAGGGCGCGCGGCGAGACGCCGUCCUGCCCGUGGCGCCCAGCGGGACUCGGGGCGAGUUGGAUGUUCGCGACGUGUAUUUUUACUUGGAGGUGGCCGCAAUUCAGUCUGUGGGGCUCCAGGCCCCAGAGUGGCCAGUCUCGAAGGAGAUCAACUUGAACCUCGCGAACGGCGCCAUGUACGUCCGCGCCCACCUCAAGCCGGAGAACGACCCCGACGUCGCCGGCGCGCCCACGACCGCCUCGUUCACCGCCGCCAACGGGUGCGCCCAUCGCUCUCCGGAAUAUCCUGUGCACAUCCCGGCUGGCGCUUCCAGGGUACUCGCUAUUCCGGGCGCGUUCGUGGACCGUGGUUCAUACAAUAUUGGGAUGCAGAGAUACUAG